AUGGCUGGGUGCUCCCGAGGCAUCAUCGGCAGCGUGCACAAACCGGGCUCGCAGGCGCUCCUGGCCAGCGUCUGCUGCCCGGCAGAGUGCAAUCGGUGCGGCGGCGUCAACUGCUGGCAGCAGCCGGGCGGCAUCGACUGCUGCGCGCGGCACCUGUACGACUCUGGCGUGCGGUGCAGCGACAGCGAGAUGACCUCGUGCAUCCUGCCCAAGGCGCCCUCGGAGCAGGAGCCUCCUGCCGUCGAUCGCCAGCGAGGCUGCCACGACGAGUGGGCCGUCGCUUUUCCGCGCGAGGCUGGAGACUGGCAGGCGCGCUCCUGCCGCUAUAAGGUGGAGUGGAAGCAAUGCGGCCAGUUCUACUCGCACUGCCAGUGCUCCUGCGGCUACUGCCAGCCGCUCAAGGGAGGCCGCGCGGCGUCGCAGGUUGGCGGCUCGGAGGCCGAGCGCGAGGCGGAGGCGGCGCUCCUCGAGCUCGAGAUCGGGCCGGAGGACUCGGUCUCGGUGGCGUGCAUGCAGAGGGAUGGCGACGGGGGGGCGGAGAGCGAGGAGAGGCAGGAGACGCCCGUCGUGCUCGAGGCUGCGGACGGGACGCGUCACGAGAUGGCGGCAGACUUGGACGGGGUGUUGCCGCCGCGGGCGCUGCGGCUGCACGCGCGGCUGCUCAACGGCGGCUCUGUGCCGCUGACCACCGACGCGGCCGGGCUCGAGCUCGCGCGCGGAGCGGCCUCUCUCGUCGUGCGGCAGGAGAUGGCGACGCCGUCGCUUCCGUGUACGCUGGCGGACGUCGGCGCAUCAGGCCUCUCGGGCUGGCGAGACCGACCGGCAGAGGCGCCAAUCGAGGACCUCUAG
Emiliania huxleyi CCMP1516 is the source of this 849-nucleotide messenger RNA. RefSeq lists its product as hypothetical. The transcript is spliced from 5 exons. Bases 1 to 849 code for a protein of 282 amino acids. Lineage: Eukaryota; Haptophyta; Isochrysidales; Noelaerhabdaceae. The record is from RefSeq and is a predicted model, not a curated record.